AUGGUUGAUAAUAUCACUUCCUAUUCAAACCCAUCAACUAUACUUCACAACUACAACCCAACACUCACAUCAUCUUCUUCACACCAACACCAUGAUCAUAAUCUAUACCAUCAGGAUCAUGAUCAUCAGGAUGAUCAUCAGGAUGAUCAACGGUCAGGAAUGAUCAAAGAGCAAGAUCGUUUACUACCCAUUGCUAACGUUGGAAGAAUCAUGAAGCAAAUCUUACCUCCAAAUGCUAAGAUCUCGAAGGAAGCGAAAGAAACGAUGCAAGAAUGUGUUUCAGAGUUUAUAAGUUUUGUUACGGGAGAAGCUUCAGAUAAAUGUCAUAAAGAAAAACGUAAAACUGUUAAUGGUGAUGAUAUUUGUUGGGCACUUUCUUCAUUAGGGUUUGAUGAUUAUGCAAACCCUUUGAAAAGGUAUCUUAAUCGGUACCGUGAAUUUGAAGGAGAAAGAGUUGCUAAUCAGAACAAGGAAAGGGAAAGGGAUUAAAUUAAUUAACAUCCAUCACUAAUUAAUUAACUUCUUAUAAGAGUUGUUAAUUAAUUAGCUUGGUAAUUACUAAUUACCUUAGACCCUGAUCAUAUAUAGUUGCUUAUAAGCGAGAUACACUAAGUAUGAUGAUGAUAUAUGAUGGUGGUUAUUACUAAUUAGCAUCUUUUUAAUGCUUUUUUUUUUAUUUU
Molecule: messenger RNA, 680 nt
Organism: Amaranthus tricolor (Joseph's coat)
Lineage: Eukaryota; Viridiplantae; Streptophyta; Magnoliopsida; Caryophyllales; Amaranthaceae
Product: nuclear transcription factor Y subunit B-5-like
Exons: 1
Coding region: 1-489 (162 amino acids)
Biological process (GO): regulation of transcription by RNA polymerase II
Cellular component (GO): CCAAT-binding factor complex; nucleus
Molecular function (GO): protein heterodimerization activity; DNA-binding transcription activator activity, RNA polymerase II-specific; RNA polymerase II cis-regulatory region sequence-specific DNA binding
Source: RefSeq, a predicted model, not a curated record